GUUUCGAUUGUACCGUGCAUAUACUACCUUAUACCAUGGGAACCAGAUGGAACUUGACGGGAUUGCUGGCCCUGAUAUUUCUGGCAACUCUUCAGAAGCCCACGGAGGCCAUGAGGAUGCGGGGGGAACCGCUUCCGGGUUUGGCCAAUAUCAAUAAGCAUCGCUCGAGCGAAGUUGUCCCCGAAGGUCGCGUGGCAGGGGGCACCACCGCCACCGAGGGCAAAUGGCCCUGGAUUACGACCAUCCAGAAUGUAUACUCUUAUCACCUGUGCGGUGGCAUGAUCAUCGACAAGGAAUGGGUGCUCACAGCGGCCAGCUGCGUGGCGGGCUUGAGAGCCAGGAACAUACUAGUAGUCACCGGAACCUCGGAUUGGUGGGAUCUGUAUGCCGCCUACUAUACCGUGGACCAGAUCCAUGUCCACUGCAACUUCGAUAAGCCUUUGUAUCACAAUGAUAUAGCCCUUUUGCAUCUGUCAUCCCCCAUCGAGUUCAACGAUGUGACCACGAGUAUAACCCUGGCGGAUAUUGAUGACUUGCAGGAGGGCGAAAAGUUGACCUUUGCCGGCUGGGGCAGCACAGAGGCCAUGGGCACCUAUGGGCGGUAUCUGCAGGAGUCCUCGGGAACCUAUCUUCCCGUAGAACCAUGCCAGGAGAAACUCCAAAACUAUGAUGAUGUGGAUCUGGGUCAUGUGUGCGUGCAAAUGGAGGCGGGCAAGGGCGCUUGUCAUGGCGACACCGGCGGUCCACUCAUCGAUGAACAGCAGCGCCUGGUGGGGAUCGGCAAUUGGGGCGUGCCCUGUGGUCGUGGCUAUCCGGAUGUGUAUGCGCGAGCCGCCUUCUACAACGAUUGGAUCCGCACCACCAUGAACGGGUGUACAAUCGCCUAGUCAUUGGACACCUCUUAUCUGUGCACUGAGGGAAAAGGCAUUUUUCAAACCGACAGUGGAUUUUUUCUUAUGUAUAUUGAAAAGAAAUAUAAAACAUGAUUUAUUAA
This is a messenger RNA of Drosophila subpulchrella, 994 nucleotides long. Its product is annotated as chymotrypsin-2. Gene Ontology annotation, molecular function: serine-type endopeptidase activity. Gene Ontology annotation, biological process: proteolysis. NCBI's taxonomy places the organism in Eukaryota, Metazoa, Arthropoda, Insecta, Diptera, Drosophilidae. The coding region runs from base 36 to 887 and encodes 283 amino acids. The transcript has 2 exons. The record is from RefSeq and is a predicted model, not a curated record.